Molecule: messenger RNA, 2575 nt
Organism: Nilaparvata lugens (brown planthopper)
Lineage: Eukaryota; Metazoa; Arthropoda; Insecta; Hemiptera; Delphacidae
Gene: Dip-B
Product: putative aminopeptidase W07G4.4
Exons: 12
Coding region: 133-1851 (572 amino acids)
Biological process (GO): proteolysis
Cellular component (GO): cytoplasm
Molecular function (GO): metalloaminopeptidase activity; manganese ion binding
Source: RefSeq, a predicted model, not a curated record
UCCUUGGUCCAAGCCCGACAGUCGACACCAAAUCAAAAUCAGCUGAGUGCUAACUUGUAAGCUAUGACUGUUCUGUGGUUCUGAUUCUAAUUUUUUUAUCUAUUCUCUUCUUCACUGACACGACCGCAUCUGAUGUCAGUUAUUCUUCUGCAUUCAGUUCAUAAAAUAUUUACUGUUUCUGCUUUCAGUUCUGCAGCUCGUUUCAAAGCAGUAAAACCAGUAAUUCAUAUUUUAAAACAUUUAGAAUUAACUGCUAGUUUUUGUGUAUCAUCGCAUCUAAAAAUGAAAACCGGUACUUAUUUGAUUUCAGUGCCUGGAUUUCAAUAUCAAAUAAAAGAUGAGAAAGAUAUCAAUGCAGGAGGAUAUGAUUGUGUUGUCUACACUUCAGGGGAACCUCCAAACAGCGACAGUCAUCCUGAAGCAAUAAAAUCGGUCCUUGCUCGAGCAUCGAAAUUGGAUGAAGCCCUAUCAACUGAAGGAGGAUUAUUUGAAGUGAACCUUACUGCUGGUAGAUUGGUUUAUUCUCCAACCGGACCUCUUUCAGACUAUCAUGAUGUCCGAAGCUACGGUGAAGCUGUCAAGCAAGGAAUUUUGAGAGCAAUAAAGGCUGGAUCUAAAGCUCCUCUGUUGGUUUUACCUCAGUCCUCAGCAUUUACACACACACAACUAGUAUCAGUUCUUGGUGCACUUGAAGCCCUGUAUCUGAGCAUCCAAUACCGUGAAGACUGUCCAGACAAAAAUCCAAAAAUCAAAUCCCUUGGUGUCUGGGGUUACAAAGGAAGCAAUGCUGAUUCUUUCUUCAAAUAUGUUGUUGCCUUGGAGAAUGGAAGGUGCGUGUGCCGUGACAUUGGAGGAGGUGACCCCGAGCGCAUGGCUCCGCCCAGAGUGGUCGACUAUGUCAAAGAAGCGUUUCCAGCCAACUCGGGCAUCUCGAUCAAAAUUGAAGAUCAACUGUCCUUUUUGGAGAAGGAGUAUCCACUCUAUGCAGCCGUCAAUCGGUGCGCCAGUGUUGUGGAGAGACACAACGGCCGAGUGGUUUACCUGAGCUACGACGGGGGCAAUGCGACCGAGAGCCUGCUGCUGGUCGGAAAGGGCGUGACCUACGACACGGGUGGCGCCGACCUCAAGGUCAACGGAUUCAUGGCCGGCAUGUCACGUGACAAAUGCGGAGCCGCCGCUGUCGCCGGAUUCAUGAAGGUGCUGUCGGAGUUAAAGCCAGCUAACUUGAAGGUGAUCGGUGCGCUGAGUUUGGUACGGAACAGUGUGGGUUCCAACUGUUACGUCUCUGAUGAAGUGAUUGUUGCUCGCUCCAAGAAACGGGUCCGCGUCAACAACACUGACGCUGAAGGUCGCAUGAUUAUGGCCGAUGUGCUUUGCCAUAUGAAAGAGCUGGCGCAAAAUCUGCCAAAUCCGCACCUGAUGACGGUGGCCACCCUCACUGGGCAUGCCUGCCUGGCAGCUGGUAACGGAUACUCUAUCGUGAUGGAUAAUGCAGUGGCUAGAGAGCAAAAGUUCUCUUCAAAACUCCAAGAAGCAGGUCAAAAGAUUGGAAAUCCGUUUGAGAUAAGCUAUUUACGUAGAGAGGACUUCAAAUUUCAUAAAGGAGUGGCGCCAGGUGAUGAUUUGAGACAAUCCAAUGAUUUACCUUCCAGUAGAACUGCGCGAGGACAUCAGACUCCCGGAGCCUUCCUGAUCAUGGCGUCUGGAUUGGAUGAGUGCGAUUUGAGUUCGGACAAGCCGUUGAAAUAUUCGCACGUUGACAUAGCUGCCUCGGGAGGCGAUUUGCCCAAUGAGGCCACAGGAGCCCCAGUCUUGGCAUUCGCCGCUCACUAUCUGCCAGUUCCUGCUUGAAAGCGUUCAAAACAAAUUUUGAUAAAACUGAAUUGAAAGCGAUUCAAUGCCUUUCCAUAGCCAACUAUCUGUUUUUAUUAUUCAUAGCACACCUAUAUUGUUAUACAUUACAAUAUUAUAUAUUUUAAUAAUAAUAAUAAUACAUCAAUAUCAUACAUUACAAUUAAGUUAUAUUAAAUAGUAUAUUUUAUCAUUUUUAUUAGCUCAUCACAUACCUUCCUUUAAUUACUGAUAUAUAUAUAUAUAUAUAUCAUAGCCAGUAUAUAUUCACUAGCCAGUAUAUAUAUUCACUAUUAAAUCUUUUUUAAAGAAGUUCUUUCUGGCAAAAUGUGUGUACUCACUAAACAUUCUAAAGUUAUUUUCUGGAGUUCAUCUCUAAGAAAACCCUGAAAAAUGUUGUAAAGUGUUGAGGGAAAUUAUUAUAUAUAUUAUGAAUACAUUAUCAUAAUAUAGAAGAUUAUCAAAGAAAGUCAAUUGAUUAGUAGUUUAUUUAUAAUUUAAUUAUUUGAAAAGGGUUUUUAAUUAAGCACAGAUUCAGUAAUUCAGUUUUCAGGUGUCUAAGUAGAACCUAGAAAUGUUUGAAAUGGUAUUCAUGGGAAAAAUAUGUGGGUUCACAAAUAUGAGAUUUAUGGAUCUUAAAUACUGUAUAAGGGAAUAUAUUUUAAAUAGAAAUCAUAUUAUAUACGUUUAAUACAAAUAAAACUUGAAUUUUAUAUCAUCUCAA